This is a messenger RNA of Electrophorus electricus (electric eel), 4188 nucleotides long. It is a transcript of the gene alx4a, whose product is annotated as ALX homeobox 4a. The record is from RefSeq and is a predicted model, not a curated record. Gene Ontology annotation, biological process: regulation of transcription by RNA polymerase II. NCBI's taxonomy places the organism in Eukaryota, Metazoa, Chordata, Actinopteri, Gymnotiformes, Gymnotidae. Gene Ontology annotation, molecular function: RNA polymerase II transcription regulatory region sequence-specific DNA binding; DNA-binding transcription activator activity, RNA polymerase II-specific.
GCUUCCCUUGCUCUCCAAAAAGGAAAUAAAGGGAAAAAAAAACAAAAACCGUUGGACGUCUUUUUUUUCCCCCCGUUAACUUUUUUUUUAGGAAUGAACGCUGAGACGUGCGUUUCAUACUGCGAUAUGACAUCCAUGGAUUCAUAUUAUAGCCCGUCGGCAGCGCAAGUUAGGGAUCUCCAAGCGAACCCGUUCAGGACAUUCCAAGCGAGUGAUACCAAAUACAGCCCCACUUUCCUGACCAACAAGGCUCAGGCUUACGGGGAAAAGUCUCGAAGCCCGUUCCAACAGGAAUGCCAGUCACUGGAAGCCACUGCUGGGGAAGGCACCUUUAACAAAUACCACCUCUUCAUGCAGAGGUCCUCUUGCAAAACUCCCCCUGAAGGCAACAAAGUCCAGCAGGAAAGCGCGCACAACGGAGGGCUCAUCUCUUGUUAUGGUAAAGACAGCACAGGGUUGACAGACUCAGAGUUACCUCCAAACACCGACUCUGCAGGGAUGGAGGGAAGCUACCUCAGUGUGAAAGAGCCAGGAGCCAAGGGGCCACAGGAGAGACCCAGCUCCGAGCUGGCCUCCUCCCUGGACAAGGCUGAAGGAGAGAGCAACAAGGGGAAGAAACGCCGCAACCGCACAACCUUCACCAGCUACCAGCUGGAGGAGUUGGAGAAGGUCUUCCAAAAGACACACUACCCUGACGUGUAUGCCCGAGAACAGCUGGCACUGAGGACUGACCUCACAGAAGCCCGAGUGCAGGUGUGGUUCCAGAACCGCCGGGCCAAGUGGAGGAAGCGUGAGCGCUUUGGGCAGAUGCAGCAAGUCCGAACGCACUUCUCCACCGCUUAUGAGCUUCCUCUCCUCACUCGACCUGAGAAUUACGCUCAGAUCCAGAACCCGUCAUGGAUAGGCGGUGGUAGCGCUGCAUCCCCUGUGCCCGGCUGCGUUGUGCCGUGCGACUCUGUCACUUCCUGCAUGACCCCUCAUCCACACGCAGCGAGCGGAGUGUCUGACUUCCUGGGCGUGCCCAGUCCCGGGGCUCACAUGGGACAGAGUCACAUGGGAAGCCUGUUUGGGAGUCCAGGCAUGAGUGCCGGUAUUAACGGAUAUGAGCUUAACAUGGACCCCGACAGGAAGUCGUCCAGCAUCGCCACUCUGCGUAUGAAAGCCAAGGAACACAGUGCGGCUAUCUCCUGGGCUACAUGACUGCCCAGUAGUCACAGCACGUGAUGCCUGAGCUUCCUUUAACAACCCAGCAAUACAAAUUAGGCAGCGAGAAGACGAGUCAUGUGCAUGAAUGUCAGGAAGCCACCACUGGCCCCAAGUGCACCAUGGGUAACGACGAGGAGGAACAGACCCACUGGAGAAAAGAAAUCUGACCCUGCAAACUUAACCUCUUAAGGAAACCCAGAGAGACUAUCACUCCUAGAGAAGAAAAAGAAUUAGAACAAGUUAAUCCAAUGGAUGUAGCUUUCUCUACAAUAGAGCGAGGAAGACGUUUGUUGCUCCCAAAACAAAACUAUGCAUCUGAAAAGGCUUCGAAUUCUAAACACCCGACUCCUGCACUUACCAGCUGAAUAUGUAGGUCCUAUUUGUAAAGAGCGUAAAUGUAUAGAAACAGGUCUGAUCCCAUUAACAUUUUAAAUACUUUAUAGAUAUUCUGAAUCUUGUUCCAUCAGUGACAUUUUCUUUAAGUGCCCAAAUCUUUAACACGUACACAGGGGUAGUGCCAAAUCCUCCACUCACAUGUCUACAACGUACACCAAAAAGCGAGCUAAAAACACUUUCCACUUGAAGAGCUCUUGUAAUGAUGCAGUGAAAUGGAUUUGAAUCUCAGGCAAGGCCAGUAGGUUAGCAAGAUGAUGGAUCUGUGGAAAUGCACAAUCCUUCUCUAUAUCUGAAUCCCAGUUUGUUUUCCCACUUGGAGAGGACCAACUCAAGAUGUUUGAUUUGAAGCGAUGGUAACAUGCUCUUGGAUACACCUGUCCAAUAGCUCAGCUCAACGGUCAAACUGUGUCAAACCACACAACUACUUAUAGUAACGAGAUGCUUCACAAAGGUUACAAAUUAGAAGUGUGACACUUUUCCUAUGGAGCUUCUGGAUUUUUUUUCUGGUCAAGAGUUGGUUAGAAAUAACAAAGACAGUAAGAAAAUUAAUAAAACCCAAAACGUAAAAAACUGAAUAUGUAUCUGAUCCCCAUGCAAGAUUAUUUCAAAAAUAUUUACUUAUUUCUGGUGUCAUCCCAAGGGUACAAGGAAUUUUGCAGAGUUAGCAGAGAGGGCUUUGUACUCCCUAAUCUAAAUAUGUGAAGCGUGUAGUGUUGGGACAGCCUGAAUAUGAUAGCCAUAAGAUUGGGGCAGUCUCAAAUUUGACUCUCUGCUUCAUUAAGUUUCUGGCUGCAGAAAACCCUGUGAGAGAAAUGGGCAGCAUUCCACUGUGGGGAGGGUUUACACCCCCUCUACACCACUUUCAUCUUGUGACGUAUGACAACACAGAACAAUGAUCCGACAACACAGGUCCAAACACUCUGUUCAUAAUAAAGUCACUGAAAUAUGUCCAUUCCAUAAUGGUUUGCUUCAUAGGGUUUUUUGUUUUUCCGGAGUCAGAUACAGAUCAGGUAAAAACAAACCUGUUUUAAAUUUGGACAAGAACCUGAUAGGCCUAGACCUUUGGACAUGCGAUUUCUAAUUUUUAAAAAGAACCACAUUCCCUCCAUUUUGGUGGGUUGCCUUUCAGAAUCCCUGAUCUUCAAACCUGACCUGAACAAUUACACAAGGAAAAGUGACAUUACCCUUCAAACAUUUUUAGAGAAAAUUAUUCACUUGAGGGAAAGUUGAUCUUAUUUUGGUAAAAUGGAGUGGAUUUGUCAUAAGAGACAGGUUUGAUAUAUGAAUCUGGUCAUAAACAGAAUUUAAAAAUUGCGCUAAAAAUUGCUUUAUACUUAACACACCCAGAUGUCAAAAGGGCGAGCUUUAACCAUCUCAUCUUUCUUAAAUGUUUUCACCUUUAGAAAUGGUACAAAAAUAUUUUUAAAAGGAAACAUACUUGCCUGUAAGAGAUCAUCAGAAAAUACAAUUCAUCAUGCCCCUUCUUUUAAGAACAUAAAAAUCUUAUUGCCAUGACAGAAUGCCUUCUUAUGAGGAAAAUGACAUUAGUGACGUGCACUGAUGACAUGCGUUUCAUUGUCAGUAACUCUACACGGCACUGAAUCAGUCCAGUUCCACGCUGGAUUCGGAUCACAUUUGCAUUACAAGCUGCAAGUUUAUGGAUGUGCUGACAACUAGCAGCCCCUGACAGCGGCGAUCCCUGAAGUUUCCCAGUCUUGUGGAAACACAGGUUCCACUACUCUUAUCCUUGCCGUUAAGGGGUUACUUAGAGGGCAAAGCAACUAUAGCUUUCCGGAGUUCUGUGAAAGGAUAGUCCACACAGCUGUGCACAGGGUAAAUGCAAAACAAACAUGCCUUGCACAUGUUUCCUCCUCAGCUGUCAUGGUUGCUCUUUCAGUCCCAUAAUGCACUGGGCCUGGCUCGCUCUCCUGGCCAAAUAACUGGCUCUCAGCAGCAUUGGGUAUACGCACAAGCAUUACAUUCAGGCAGUCUUUUUAAUUAGCACCGGGACAUCUGUGCAUGAAGAUGGUGUGACACAGCAGAGCUGUCUGUGUUCAGUGUCAGGCUCUCUUUGACUGGGAGGGGAAGAGGCUUUAGGUGGCUCAACUUCAGAAGUGAACACUAAUACAGCAGUGUUCUCCAUUUCACACUGAGAAAUCUUGAGAAUAUACAGUUUUGCAGACUGAUAGAUAUGAUGACCCUAGUUCGUAAUAAUACUACUUUUCAGGAAAACACACACACACAAACUGUUUUUCCACCACAGGUAAAGGCCUGCGGAUCCCAGAUUAUGAGUGAGGCCAAUUUAAGUACACCUCUGUCAUCCAUGUCAUUAUAAUACUACUGAAGCAGGCAUAUCCAAGGAAAGGAAUAAUAUAAGGUUGAUGGUUUCUUUUGUUUGUGUGUAUGUGCAUGUACAAUUUUCCUUGUGCAUGAAUUAAUUUUUACUGUUUAAAAAUCUUUGAAAAUGUAACUAAUUUGUUGUAAAGUAUCCUUGUGAGGAAUUUAAUAUUAUUUUGUAUGUGACUGAUGGUUCCGUGUUAGUUUUAUAGGAUUAAAUGCGAGGUUUUGGUAUGUAAAUGGAUUACA